AAAAAAAAUGUAUAAUAAAAAUGGAUAAAUCGUUAGAUAAAGGUCCAACCGCGGCGGAUUUCGAGGAACUGACCAUUCUUCUGCAGAACAGAGCUUUCGUGGAUUAUCUCAAUAUUUUCCUUUGUCUGCCUGUUUUUGGUCAGCACGUUCUCUAUAACUUCUUAGAACUGGAAUUUGAGUUCGAGCCUCCGAUUCAAAACAGACGACAUCUUUACAUGGACAAAAGGGAAGUUUUGAGAUGGCUGUGUACAGAAAGAAUGCCAAAAUUCAAGAAAUCUGGAUUAUACACGGAAUAUUGCUUAUGCGUGCUCCUACUAGACUCAAAGUUCGAGCUUGCUGGUGUGAACCUUGAAAACACAGGCACCUUUGCAAAAAAUGUCAUUGGAACAGCCACAGGAAUGAUGCUGUUCCGUGAAUCCAUGAGAGGCACCUGUGGGGAAAACGUUUAUAGGUGUUGGAAGGAUUUAGAAGAGUGGAAACGUACAGAAGAUCCAGUGCAGAAAAUGUACCGGGAAUAUGCUAUAAAAAACCAUUACAUCAAUGAAAGCAGUACAACAAGGGUAGCUGGGAACAUAAAAGUAAAAGCUUUAUAUGGUAUAUUAAAAUUUGACCUAGUUCCUGAGAAUGAAAUUCAACAGAAGAUAAUGGAGUCUGUGACAGACACCACGUUCCACGCUAUGAUUGAAUUAGACACGGCUUUGUUGAAGUUGCAGACGAUACUGCUAAACGCACUCAAGUUUUACUGGCUACCGAGACAUCUUUUGCAUACUUUAAAAGUGGUGAACAAAGAAGGUCUUGAUAUUUUAAAGAGGCCUGCACCGGUUGACAAAGAAUCACUGGAACAUGCACGACGACUUCGUUGUCGGUACAAAUUCCCAACGAUUUAUCAAAAUUCAAGGAUAAGUUCACCGGCUUCGACGGUAUUAGUGUCAAGGUCAGCAGGCGAUUUUUCAUCGCUUUCCGAUGAGGACGUUGAACGAAUGGCCGAAACAAAAAUUGACCCAGCUGAUCUUUUGUCGCUGUGGGGAGGUCCUGUUAAAUUUCCUCCUUUACGGACACCCUCUCCAUUUCGACCGGAUAUUAUUUGUUCCGAGAACGGAAGUGGCGACCAGAAGCAGCUUCCGACUGCUGUAAUAAACAGGGAUGCAUUUAAAAGUCCUCCAAAUGUCCUUUUGUCUUCGUACCUUGGUGGAAAAGCACGGACGGAGAUUGGCAAUUUACCGGAGACUGGCAAUUGGAUGGUCUGGUGUCUUGGGUCUGAUACGCUCGCAUGCUGCCCGUUCCGAACAUUUCUGGAACGAAACAACCAGCAUCAACAUCUGCAAUACUUGGGAUUCUGGACAGAUAUCAGAAAAUAUCUGGACACAGAUGAUCAUGUUACUAACGGAUAUGGUCAACCAAUGAGACAAAUGCUUGUUAACCGGAUAAUUGGCAAGUAUUUAUCUGGCGACGAAGGAAAGCGGGCCGUUUUUACCAAAAAGUUGAACAAUUCACUGCUUCACGCUUUACGUUCAUCUAAUAAUGUAUCUACCCUCUGUGAAGCCCAGGAAAAAGUACAAGACUACUUAUGGGAGCCACUGCAAAUGUUCUUGCAAGAAGAAAGACAUCAGUUUCUGAAACAAAUACAUGGUCACAGCAACAGGCUACCUCAAGAAACAAACCAAAUGGCAGGCACAGCAAUGCUAAGGUCGGCCAGAAAUGUGAUGAAUGCUGAUUCUAUGCUUUCAUUUAACUGGGGGACGAAAUAUGUGGAAACUGAGCCUUUAUCAUCGUUAUCGCCAUUUUCUCCCACAAGUUCCAUAAAUCCUUCAACAUUAACACCGCCACGUCCGUCAACAACAGAUCACGUGAGCAUCACUGAAGAACAAAAACAGAAAGCAAUGGAAAUGGCUAUAUUAUGCUGCGAAUAUGGCGUGUCUAUGAUGGUACCAGAGAAAAUACCCAGUCUAUCAAGACUAGUGGCUGUUCUACACAGUGACUAUGGCAGUCUGCAUUUGACUAGAGAAGCAACUGUUCGACAUGAUGGGCUAAGAAGCCUCCAAAACAAGGAAAAGAUUAACAUUAAAACAAUAAAAGUGUCAAGAAAGGUUCUAGAUGACACAAUCGACAUUUCUAAAUUACAAAAUGGAAAUCUGAUGCGAAGACGGGCUGGAGUCCGUUUAGAGAGGCCAAAAAAACCAAAGUCACUGAUGGAGGUUUUCUCAAUACCAGCUCAAUUUGACUUCUUCAAGAGAUUUAUGCUGCUGCAGAAAAUGAGUUUACCAGUUGUGUUUUGGAGAGCAGUUGAAGACCUUCAGGAAGUUAGCGACAGAAAAACUACGCAAAUCAAAGUUACAAAAAUUAUGCGCAAGUUCUUUGGGAAAAACGCCAAAUAUGGUGCUGGGCUAGACUGCGAUGAAGAAAUUAUUCGUCAAAUUCCAAACAUGGAGAAGGAGAAAGUUUCCCCAGGAAUUUUGAUUUGUGCACAAGCUGCUGUAUUCAGGUCCCUUGAAAUAAAAUGGUUUCCCAUCUAUUGUGCAUCUUUUCCACCUGAAUCCGAAUGUUCCUCUCAGUCAAGCCCGAAAGGAAUCCAAGAAAUGUUAAAAAAUUUCGAGGAAGCUGCUACCACGGCAAAAAAAGUGAAGAAGCAAAUGGACGAAAAAACGAAGACGAUAAAGCUAUGGAAGAGAUAUUCUAGAAACUUGGUAGAGUUUAAGAAGGCCAUGACUGACAAAACCAUGUCACAGUUGUUUGGCAUGUUUCUGAAAUAUGAAGUUGAAAAGGAAAAACUGAGCUCAAAUCAAGAACUUGCAGCUCAACUUGCACCACCAGAGAAGAACACCAUGAUGCCAACUGGAUCUAGUAAUUUCCAAACUCGUGUUGUUAUUCGAGAAAGACCGGUUAUUAUGAAUCGACUGCCCUCCGAUCUCAAAUUCUGGAUUGAAAUAAUGAAAUACCAGAAUCUAGUUGACAGCAUGCUAAAAAAAGUCAAUUUGUCAAUCAUGGAAAGUGAGUUUUUGAUAGACAAGGCAAGGUCCAUAGUGUCAUGUUUCCUCGCGUCAGAAAUAUUACCUAGAGUUCAGGUGAACGUACCAAAUGAAAUGGCGUUGGAUAUCGUCAGCAGUUUAGCAAGUGAUGGCCCAAGACGAGGACUGUUCCAUGAUGCGGUCGUCCAUCUUUUUCCAAUUAUAUACCAUUUUUAUCGCAGAUUUUCAAACGAGUGGAUGAAGGGAGGUAUUCCAGAUGAAUUCUUCGACAAUAUUGAGCAUGUUAUUUGGGGAAAUGUUGGCACUACACCUCAUAAAAGGUUGAAUGUUUGUGACUUCCGUAACUUAACACCGAGUCAGAUCAAUAAAUUGUAUCACCAAUCGGCAGACGACUUCUCAUUAAAAAUCCAAUUUUCCCUCUCCACUGGCGUGGUAAUGACGUACCCGCAAGAAAAGAAGUCAUCAACAGAUGAAAGAAAGAAAAAAAGUACUCACGAACUAAAAACGAACUUUUCGAUGGUUAAAGCCAACAAAGGUGGACGGGGUGAUAGAAAAGAUAAUAAACAGCCUGUUGAAGAAGGAGAUAAAGACGAUACUAAGAACGAAAGCGAUAAAAUCAAGUCAACAGGCAAUGUAAAAGACAAACAUAAGGCUGAGAAAAUAGUGGUUAAAGAUGCCAAGCAAGUUUCAGGCGAUAGCUGUAAUGCAGAGAAUGCGCCCCUUGAUAAAGCUAGAAAAUUGAGCCUUUUUAUCGAGUCAUUGAACAGAGGGAAAGAAUCUAAGAUAAAGAAACAGAACAACAUGUUUAGUCAUGUGAUGCCAUUCAGACAAGUCACGGCUGUUGUAGCUCAAUCUUCGGAUAUCGGAUCUGAACACGCCUCCUCUAAUUAAAUGUCAAAAAUUGAUGAAUAAAAAUGAAAAAGAAAUCUGAUUUCAUUGGUUGUUUUCCCAAAGAAACAGAUACAUGUAUCUACAAAUAAUGAUACAUAUAAGACAAAUUGUUACAAAAAAUAUCCCAUGAAUACACACUGAUAAGCUCAUCAUA
This is a messenger RNA of Ruditapes philippinarum (Manila clam), 4011 nucleotides long. RefSeq lists its product as uncharacterized. Lineage: Eukaryota; Metazoa; Mollusca; Bivalvia; Venerida; Veneridae. The transcript has 22 exons. The record is from RefSeq and is a predicted model, not a curated record. The coding region runs from base 21 to 3857 and encodes 1278 amino acids.